CAGCUGGAAGGGUAUAGGAAUGAUAGGGAGCUGCAGAAUGGGGAUGGGAUAGGAUGGGGACUGUCAGAAGGGGUGGGGACAGAUUUGGGACAGGGAGGAUGGGAGCAGGAUGGGAUUCUUAGAGGACAGAAUGGGGACAGCCAGGAGGAGGACAGCCAGGAUGGGAGCGGGAUGGGAUGGGGACCAUCAGAAGGGGUUGGGGACAGGGUGGGAGUAAAAUGAGAUGGGAACAGGGAGAGUUUAUUACAGGACAGAAAUAGGGCUUCAGGAGGGGAACGGGAGGAUGGAGACGGGCAAGGCAGGGACAGGAAUGGAAUUGUUGCAGGACAGUGUGAGGGUGGCUGGGAUGGGGACAGGGAGUUUGAGGAGAGGAUUGAAUUAUUACAGGACUGAAUAAUGGGGACAGGAAGGAUGAGGAUGGGAUGGGAUGGGGACAGGGAUGAUGAGGACAGAAUGGGAUGGGAAUAAUGGGAACAAGGAGGAUGGGGACAGGAUGGGAGGGGGACAGAGAGGAUUGGGACGAGGAGGACGGUGACAGCACGGCUCACUCCAGCACGGGGACAGCGAGGAGGGCCCAACCACACCAGGGCCAGCCAGGAGGGGCCGCCAAAACCCCACCACCAUCACCACCACCACCACCACCACCCUAUAACCCCCCUCAUCCCCAUCCCAUCCUUCCGCUCCCUUCCUUUCUUUCUCCCUCCCUCCAUCCCUCCCUCCCACUGCGGCCUCCGGGAGGGGGAUGCGGGCCGUGGGGGUGCUGGGGCUGGGGGCCCUGCUGGCCUGGCUGCCCCCUGCCCACACUGAUACCUUCUCAGCUCUGCGCAGCGUCCGUCAGGCGCGGGGCAAUGAGGGGCGGCUGCUGCGGAGGCUCCGUGCGUACCUCCGGGAGGAGAGCGCCCGGCUCCGCCGCCUGAGCAGGUUCUAUGAGAAGGUCCGGGCACUGCACCAGGACCCCAGCGCCUCCGUGGACAACCCUUUGUUGGCCUUCAGCCUCAUCAAGCGCCUGAGCUCCGACUGGCCCAGCGUUGUCUACAGCAGUGAGGCCACUGAAAACAGCCGUGCGCUCCAUGUCGGAUUCCAGGAGUUGCAACGGGAGCUGCCUGGAGCUGAGGACCUGGACGGGGCGGCGCGGGCGCUGAUGCGGCUGCAGGACGUCUACGCACUGAGUGUCAAGGGCAUGGCCAACGGCCUCUUCCAGCCCACCAGCACUGACCGCCCACCCCUGUACAGCCCUGGCCGGCGUGUCUCGCUCUCGGCCGAUGACUGCUUCCAUGUGGGCAAGGUGGCCUAUGACACAGGUGACUUCUACCACUCCAUCGCGUGGCUGGAAGAGGCCGUCAGCCGCUUUCGCCUCUCCUAUGGCAGCUGGAACCCAGAGGAGGAGAGGGGCAGCCUGGAGGACGCUCUGGACUACCUCGCUUUCUCCUACUUCAUGGCUGGAAACAUCUCCCAUGCGUUGACUCUCUCCAGGGAGUUUCUCCACUAUGAUCCCAGCAACCAGAGGGUAACAAGGAAUGUGGCCAAAUAUGAGAAGCUGCUGGCAACACAUGGGGACCGUGUGGGGAGACCCUUGCAGCGCCCCAAUGUCACCCAGCUGCAGAACCGGGACGCCUACGAGGAGCUGUGCCAGGGCCUGGGGGCACAGAUGGCCCCAGAGCAGCCCUCACACCUUGGCUGCUCCUACGAGACCAAUGGCAGCCCCUACCUCCUGCUGCAGCCUGCCAAGAAGGAAACGCUGCGGCUCCAGCCCUACAUUGUGCUGUACCACGACUUCGUCAGCGAUGCCGAGGCUGAGACCAUUAAGGGACUGGCAGGGCCCUGGCUGCAGAGGUCCGUGGUCGCCUCUGGAGAGAAGCAGCAGAAAGUGGAGUAUCGGAUAAGCAAGAGUGCCUGGCUGAAGGACACAGCUGACCCUGUGGUGCGGGCACUGGAGCUGCGCAUGGCAGCCAUCACCGGCCUGGACCUGCGGCCACCCUAUGCUGAGUACCUGCAGGUGGUCAACUAUGGGCUGGGAGGCCACUACGAGCCCCACUUCGACCAUGCCACGUCCAGGAAGAGCCCCCUUUACAGAAUGAAGUCGGGCAACAGGAUCGCCACGGUCAUGAUCUAUCUGAGUGCAGUGGAGGCGGGUGGCUCCACUGCUUUCAUUUAUGCCAACUUCAGCGUGCCAGUGGUUAAGAAUGCAGCCCUGUUCUGGUGGAACCUGAGAAGGAAUGGUGAUGGUGACGGGGACACCCUACACGCUGGAUGCCCCGUGCUGGCUGGGGAUAAGUGGGUGGCAAACAAGUGGAUCCAUGAGUAUGGGCAGGAGUUUCGGCGGCCGUGCAGCCGGGACCCACGGGACUGAGCGACCAGCUGGGCUCAAGGAUGCAGCUCCAGACCUGGGUGCUGUCAUUGUCACCAUGGCAGUGAAAAGCCUCCCCAGCACAGUGCAGCUCCACUGGGGUUCAUCCAGGAGAAGAAGAGGGUGCUGCUGCAGGGGGAGGAUAUGCUUGUUCAGCUGUGGCUUCCCUCUGGGAAAUCUGUUGAAAAUAAAAUUGAAGGAGACUCAAACUGGAUGCUGGGAGAAAUACUUUAGUGUGGCAUUAAGGUUACUGGGCAGGUGGGGGGGAGUGGAUGGUACAAAACCCACACUUCCCAUAGCUUUGACCCUAAACACACCCCUCUCAAGUCUCCUAAGAGGAGCAGCAGUGAGAGCUAUGGCACUCCUACAGCCAUCAGUAUGCUUCAGAGUGACCAAAGAAGCCACAUGGACCAGAGCAUAGCCAACACUACCCUUACUCAAAAAACAACCUGCUGUGGGGUCCGGAUGCAUCUCAAACCUGGUGUGCAACCUCAUGCUCCGCUCUGGUGCCAGGGUACAACAGCAGAGAACAGCACAGCCCCUUGUCCUCUGCCAGCAUCACACGAUGAAUCUUUUUUGCAGAGCUGCUGCUGUAAGAGGGACCUUGGUGCUGGAGCUCAGAGUGCAGCAAAGCCAGCGCAGGGGCUGCUGCCUUCCAGCCUCCCUGGCCCCCAGCCCACGCGCAGCCCCAUUUCCCCAGGGCACUGCAGACAAGCUCCCUUUUUCUAUCCAACCACAGUGCUGGCGUGACUGGAAGGCAAAGGAGGCAGCCGGGCUCCCCAGCAACACCUGGUGAUCAGGCUGGGCCCCUGUACCACUUGUUUGCUCUGUGCAUUUCAGACAGGGUGACAGGAGCAGCUGACCAGGCAAUGCAGAAUGGAUGGGGUUGAGGUCGGCUCCUGCACACUCUCAGCCUGCAAAGAAACUCCCUGACCUUAAGGGAAGAGGUUUAAGAGCUUCCCAAACACCUGGGCUCUGCUGUGCCUCCUUGCACAUAAAAACCUACAGAGCUUCAGCCCACACUGCCCUGAAUUCCUGCAACCGAAGCAGGGUGUUAAAAAACACAUGGUCCAACACAGCACAGGUUACUGAACAGCCAAAGCACCACGUUUUAUUACUUUCAGAUGUUUCUGUACAUGUGGGAGCAAUCAGUGGUGAAGGGGAGGGGAAAAAGACUGUGGCUCCAGCAUCCCCUCCUCCUCCCCACACUGGAGCACAGAGAAGGGAUGUGGGGACGUUUCUGAGGAUGAGACACUUCCAUGAGUCACCAGAAAAACCCAACGCAGACCUCACCACUGUGACAGCCCAAGAACAGCCAGAUCUACCCCUUCCCAGAGGCUGCUAUUGGCAAACAGAGGAAUUCCUAACCCAGGCUUUGCACAAAUGCUUUAUUUGGAGGCGAGAGCAACGGACACCAAACAAGGUACCAGCAGGACGAGGCUGACACAGGACACAGCAGUCUCCAGAGGACUGACAGACACAAACACAUUUUCCUUUUGGAAACAACAGCAAACGAUACGAGGUCACCUGAGAGCUACACCCUGCCAGGCUGGAAACCCGACUGGCCCAGCAUCCGACAGCAAAGCCUGCAGCAAAAACCCAAGCGCGGUCCCACAGGUUUCAGCUGCUUUGCAGAUGUGGUGCCAAGUUUAUGUGGAAAUGCAACCUGGGGCUAGGCUGGCACACUGGUUUUUGACCUUACCCAGAAGAUCCAAGUGUAGAUUUUCAGGCAUGUGAAGCAGCAGUUAAGCCCAGCUGACUUGCCAGACAUCUCCCAUUCACACUCAAGACAAAAGGCAACAGUGGAGAGGAAGAGAAACGUGCAGAUCAGAUCAAGAUAAUGCGGGCUCUCCUUCUCCUGUAUCUGCAUGGUGCUGGAGCAGAAAGCCAGCAAAGGGCUGUGCCCUGCUGCAAUUGCUCAGCCCUGCCCUGUAGAAACAGGAAAAGCCACUCUGAAAGGUGGGAAGCAGGGCUGAAACUCAGGUCACACAGCCCCUUCCUCUGCCAAAAGACAAAUAUCACCCACAGCUGUCAUCUCCAAAAUACAGUCAGAUUCCAGGGGAGGAAACCCGGUUGUGUUUGGGGGUCUGACAGCUCCAAGCACAGCCCACAGACCUCUGCAUCACUGCUCUGCACUUUCACUCCUUACCACCAGUGCUUAUUUCUAGAGAGUAUGUCUCAGCUGCUCACAACCUGACCUCCAGCUGCAACAACCAUCAGUAUUUUCAAUUGGCUUUGGUACAAUCUCCCACCUGCUUUGCUUCUGAAGGUGUGUGACAAGGGCAGGCUGAACAAGAGAGACAAAAAGGUUUAAAAGAAAAGCAAGCUCCAUGCAGCAAUGUGAUACAGCAACGAUUUCAACACAGUCUGAUGUUUCACCCUUGGCUUAAUGCUGUUUUCAAGAUGCCAGCAUGGAGGAGCGGCCAUUCAGACUUACACACUGCAGAUAUCCACUCAGGCUCUGUGUUCAGAGCAGAACUGCACGCUUUGGCCACACAGGAAAUAUUUUUUUCCAGCAGUCACAGUGCUCCUGUAAGCUACAAAUGGCUGAGCUACAAUUUGUCUGAUGCACGCAGCCCCAGAGCUGGCAGAACCUGUGCAGGCUCCAAGCUGAAGUCAGCCCUUACACAAACCGCUCUCCCAGACCACAUCUGCUCCUGCCAAUCCUCAGGGUUUUCCAUUGUGAAAGCUUCCACGGAUCCUCAAUCCAACGACUGGAACAAAGGCAAGAGAGAUUUCUAGAUCAUCAAACACUCCUGCUUGAAAUCUGCACCCUUACAGCUCAGCCUCCUCCUGUCUGCCUGCUUUUACACAAAGUGCUGAAGGCUGUGAAAGAAUGCACAGAUCAGACAGCAAAGGAGGGGGAACUUCCUGGGUUUCUCUACUUUUAUUAAGUGAAGGAGAACACUUUCCCCUGCAGCUCAUUUUCUGUGCUAACUUUCACCUAAAUACCAUUUCUUUCUGCCUGUUGCUCCCUCCUCCCAGGAAAAGCAAUUGCAGACAGGCAGAAAUCCUUCAGACAAAAGCAGACUCUCAAAAAUGUUUGCAAUUCAGCCCAGCGGGAAGGGAUUCCCACUCCAUCCGCUAUUGCUCUCAUCCCUGUGGUUAACUUCCCCAAAUCCAGUUCUGAGACAGCCAGGACCCAGAGCUUGGCACAGAGCAAUGCCACAUUAAAUAUCCUGCUGAAAUAUACGUGGGGAGGACUGAGGAUGCUGCCAGCCUUCAGGAUGCAUCAGGAAAAAAUGUAGCACCUCGGUUACCGAAGGUCCAUUUAAUCCACCAGGAACUACAGCUGGGCUGGACGUUACACCACGGUCACAAUGCAAUAGUGAGCAGAAAGAGGAAUGUCAGGAGCCAGCAAUUCUCUGUUAACACUGAGUGCCAAUGGUCUGGCAAUGAGCAGAGCACUCUGCAAUUUGGCUUUCUUGCCUCUGAUUCAUGCAUUUCCCACCAUGCUGUGUCGGGCAAUGGGCACAGCACAAGGCCACAACUCACACAUGAAGGAAUGAGAUGAGGAACAGCUCUCCAUCAGAGAGAAUCUCCACGUUUACCAGCUCGUCACACUGCUUCCCUUUGCCCCACCUGCACCUCAAACACACCAGAAGUUCAGGAUGGCUCUGGAGAACUGCUGCCCAUCACAGCUCCCACGAUCAAGCCAGGAACAGAACUAUGCCUCAGCAAAACAGCAUUAAAUGCUGCCUCCAUCACACAGCACAAAGGGGUUCUGGACACAAGGCAAAUGGAAUAAGAUUUCAGACAACGACCAGCAACACACUGAGAAAAACUGCUCCAAUACGUGCCAGCUCUUAUGCUCCAGAGUGAUUCUUAGGAGAGGUGAAAGCAAUCUGACCAACUGCCUGCAGGUAAUUAACCCUGAAGAAGCAUUCUCCCAUGUAACUGCAGAUUUAUGUGGAAAUACGGAAGGCAGGCAGUGAGAUGAUCUAGGAAGUGACACUGAAAACAAGGUGUAUCCUCUGGUACUGGGCAAUCAGCUGCCUGCACCUCUGCAUCAACAUCAGCAGGAUUGACUCCAAGCUCUUCCAGGAAUUUAUCUGCUGCACUUCUUGCAUCUUUUUCACCCCAACGAUGCUGAUCUCUGCUCAGUCAUGUGUGGCAGCUACACAGAGGGAAGCAUAAACACAUUCCAGAGGCAGAAAAGGGCCAAAUAGGCAAACUGCCUGUAAUUCAGGCUAUUUUUCUCAGUGAAAGCUUGAAACAAACGUUAAGGAAGCUGCAAGAUUCUGAAACAGAGCUCACGAUUCCCACCCUUGCCUUUUUGUUUUACCCUCUGGUCCAAAUUUGCACAAGAAAGCAGCAUCAGUUUUCUUCCACAGCUUAAUCCAUAAGGCUGACACUGGUGAGAUGGAACUUGAGCUUCCAACAAAGCUGAUUCCCCUACUGCUUUAGGGGAAAAAAAACGAAUGUAUAA
Phasianus colchicus (ring-necked pheasant) is the source of this 6776-nucleotide messenger RNA. It is a transcript of the gene P4HA3, whose product is annotated as prolyl 4-hydroxylase subunit alpha 3. Gene Ontology annotation, cellular component: endoplasmic reticulum. The record is from RefSeq and is a predicted model, not a curated record. Lineage: Eukaryota; Metazoa; Chordata; Aves; Galliformes; Phasianidae. Gene Ontology annotation, molecular function: iron ion binding; L-ascorbic acid binding; procollagen-proline 4-dioxygenase activity. Gene Ontology annotation, biological process: peptidyl-proline hydroxylation to 4-hydroxy-L-proline.